Molecule: messenger RNA, 468 nt
Organism: Priceomyces carsonii
Lineage: Eukaryota; Fungi; Ascomycota; Pichiomycetes; Serinales; Debaryomycetaceae
Gene: ARC15
Product: Arc15p
Exons: 1
Coding region: 1-468 (155 amino acids)
Biological process (GO): Arp2/3 complex-mediated actin nucleation; regulation of actin filament polymerization
Cellular component (GO): cytoplasm; actin cytoskeleton; Arp2/3 protein complex
Molecular function (GO): actin filament binding
Source: RefSeq, a predicted model, not a curated record
AUGGAGGAUUGGAGAAGAAUUGAUAUCGAUGCCUUGGAGCCGGAAACUCAUAUGUCUAAGGAGGAAUUGAUCCCGGAUUUACCAACAACUCUGCAUGAGGAAAUUGUAACUAUUUCAAAGCAGGUUAGAUCAUCAUUGUCACUGGGUCAAUUCUUAGAAGCCUUGAAGUUAGUGUUGGAUAACCCACCAUACGUUGCAAGUGAAUCGACCAAGACAUUGCACACAGAAACCGUUUUCGAAGUCCUAUGCUCGAUCAAGAAUAAUCAUGGGUCUAACGAUUUCUCUGGGUUUGUUAAACAAUUGGAUUCUACUGAGCAAGAGAAUUUAAUAAAGUAUUUGUAUAAGAAUAUGAACACAAGCUACGGAGCUAAACAAGGAGGCCUCCUAUUGAAUUGGUUCGAAAAAACAGUUGAAAUCACUGGGUUGGGUCCUAUCGUAAGAUACAUGACUGACAGAAGAACUGUUUAA